Molecule: messenger RNA, 1527 nt
Organism: Aspergillus pseudonomiae
Lineage: Eukaryota; Fungi; Ascomycota; Eurotiomycetes; Eurotiales; Aspergillaceae
Product: Zn(II)2Cys6 transcription factor
Exons: 4
Coding region: 1-1527 (508 amino acids)
Biological process (GO): regulation of DNA-templated transcription
Molecular function (GO): DNA-binding transcription factor activity, RNA polymerase II-specific; zinc ion binding
Source: RefSeq, a predicted model, not a curated record
AUGGUGUUCCCAGGAAGGCGAAGUACCGGCUGCUACGUUUGUCGCGAGCGGAAAGUCAAGUGUGACGGUGCGCGGCCAGCAUGUGCGCGCUGCACCAAGUUUGGGAGAAAAUGUAUCGGCUAUCCCGACUCGUUUAAGUUCCGAUUCUAUGAUAGCACGUCCUUUCAGAAUGAGGCUUCAACCCCACUAAGACCUGGACAUGUCCGAGAGACCCCCGCUACGGCCCAGGAAGGGAAACGGAGGGAUCCAUCAGUUGUAACUGUACAGGCAACAGGCCAUGAUCACCGAAAAUCACCCCUAAAGUUGCAAUCGCCCUCAGUUCCUCAGUGUUUGUCGAUUGCUUCCUGGGAGCUCUGGCCCUUAUCCUACUUUUUUCAUCAACAUGUCCUUAUCGUCCAUAGGUCUCCCUGUGGCGGCCAUCUGGCGUUCCUGCCUGAUCUCUACCGGGAGAAGGGUUCCGAACCUUGCCUCAAACAUGCUGUGCUUAGUGUCGCGUAUCUGACCUUGUUUAAUUCGAAUCGUUCUCCCCUUCUUUGGACCCAAGCUAGGACUAACUACAGCACCGCAUUAGUGGCAUUAGCAGCGUCUUUAAACACACCAGAAUCAGCUGCGAGAGAUGAAGUAUUUGCGGCCUGCUUGCUCCUGAGCAUGUUCAUAGAUUUAAGCAAUGAAAGAAAGAACUCGUUGAACGCCCACAUUCCCGGUAUCCACGCACUGAUGCAGCUACGGGGAGUCACCUCUUUGCGUGGUAAAUAUGGCCGAGUUUUAUUUGCAUGGGCAUUUAUGCAAUCGCAAAUACAAGCCAUAGCUAGCAACGACUUCGGAUAUGGAUGCUUACCGGCGGCUUUAAGUACGAUGGAAAACUCUGACAGUGUCUGCCGUGCUGGAAUUGUAAUCAGCAUGAUCUCAAAAUUCUGUGCAUCUGUUAGAUACUUCAAAAAGUACAUGCAGUUUCAGUUUCGGAGUGGCCAUGCACCAACUACCGAGCCCUCGUUCGAAUUGUUAGAACAAGCAGGUUCUAUCAUGAGCCAGAUCGACAGCUGGCACGCUCGGCUUCCACGUCACUGGAAAGCCAAGCUGAAAGAUGCAACGCCUGGUGGUCUUUCCGGGGAACGUAUCUCAGCUUCCGAGGAUUCCUGGACGACGUGUUUCGUGGCCAUCAUUAGUACGACCCACUUGUUUUUUUACCUGCAAUUUCUCGAAUACUGUGAAUGCGUCUCUCCUAAUCUGGAAGCCCUGAAGGCGCUCCCAAAUGAAAAUUCAAUCUACUACCCCCUAUACGGUAUUGGCGGUCGGAUUCAGGAUUCAAUCAACGUCAUAUGUUUGUCGGUGUCAUAUGCACUGGGAAGCAUGAAUGUACAUGGGAGAUUUGAACCCUUCCACAAUACCAAGCAAGGAAUUGGGUACAACCUUCUCUGGCCUAUGUCGCUCGUGGCGACCUGUCAAUUCUCCACGACAGAGCAAGCUCGACUUUGCCAGCAAGCACUGGAGUACACCUGGUCGACAAUGGGCCGUGUUGACAGAUAA